Messenger RNA from Aspergillus terreus NIH2624, 4224 nucleotides. RefSeq names its product putative ubiquitin-specific protease UBP12. The transcript has 4 exons. The record is from RefSeq and is a predicted model, not a curated record. Lineage: Eukaryota; Fungi; Ascomycota; Eurotiomycetes; Eurotiales; Aspergillaceae. Bases 1 to 4224 code for a protein of 1407 amino acids. Gene Ontology annotation, molecular function: cysteine-type deubiquitinase activity. Gene Ontology annotation, biological process: protein deubiquitination.
AUGGUAACCGAAUCGACCGAUCUCGCCCCCAACUCGCACGCCGCCAAUCCCGACGCCAUGGACACAACCGGCCCCGAGGAUGAUGACGAUGCUGGGAAUUCGGGCUCUGACAACGUCUAUCCGACCCCAUCUAGCAUGUCGACGUACACUGCCACGACCGCCACCCGGACGGAAUCCAAGUCUCAGGCGCACGCCGCUGCCGAGAUCCCGUCAUACGAUGACCAGGUCGCCCAAGUCACCCGCCACAUGAUGCUACCCCUGCAGGAAGGACAGAAAGGAUAUGUUGUGUCCAUGUCGUGGCUGAAGCGUGUGUUGUCCAGGAGCUCGACCCACGCCACGCAGGGCGACAAGACCGCUACGGAAGGCGAUGUCGGCCCUGUCGACAACUCGGACCUUGUCCUAGUCACCGACCCGGCCAAUGCGGGUCUCAAGGAUGAGGCCGGAGAGCCGUUCGUGCCACUUCGACCGGGCUUGCAAAUGUCCGAGGACUAUGAGGUCGUACCCCAAGAAGGCUGGGAUCUCAUGAUGCAGUGGUACGGUCUGGCCGAGCAGUCCCCUGCUAUUGUCCGGUAUGCCCACAACACCAGCCCAUCCGGAGAGGCAGUGAACGUCCAAUACGAGAUCAACCCACCCAUCUUCACCAUCCUGAAACUUGCAAACCCGGCUACGGGAAUCAGUCCUCAGACACUCCGAGAGAAGUCGAUGAAGCCCGCUAGAAUCCUUGCCAGCCGACACACAAGCUACCAGAAAUGGUUGAAGGAGGCCAAGCAGCUAGCCAACAUCGACAUGGCUACCAAGGUCCGCGUUUGGAAAAUCUUGGGUGGUCUGGGUAGUGCUACUGCCUCCGCCGCCAUCACUCCCGCCGCAUCCCGCAGCGCGUCUCCAGCGCCUGCUGCGUCUAUGGUCGCCAACUCCGGUACGAGUCUCGUUCUUGAUAUCAACACCUUCCUCUCGCUUUCGGAAGGAGCGCAGCGCGAGCUGGUCGAAGGCGUUAAGGAUCAGACCAACAACCCUAACUACAACGGAAAGACGCCCUUAGACAUUUACGGGCUUGGUGGAAGCGACGUUGUGGUCCUUGAGGAACAAAUUUCUGGUGGUGAAUUUGUGUCUGAGGCAUCCAAGAAGCAGCUGAAUCGCCUUGGUGUCCCGUCUGGUAAUCUCAAAGAUGCGGUCUCGUCCAAACUCAAGAAUAAAAGUCCGACUAGCAGUGGUCGGUCAUCGCCGGUUCUUGAGCCGAUCAGGGGUCGACGCAAGGAUGGCAAGCCUCGUGGCUGCACUGGCCUGAGCAACCUGGGCAAUACGUGCUAUAUGAAUUCCGCGCUGCAAUGUGUCCGCAGUGUUGAGGAGUUGACCUACUACUUUCUGAACGAUGUUUACAAGCAAGAUCUUAACCCCAGCAAUCCGCUCGCCCACAAUGGUGAGGUCGCCAAAGCUUACGCUAAUUUGCUCCGUAUGAUUUACGACGAGAAUGGCCAGUCUUCGUUUGCACCCCGACAGCUGAAGAACACCAUUGGCCGCUAUGGACCAGCCUUUUCAGGUUAUGGACAGCAAGAUUCCCAGGAGUUCUUGCUGUUCCUUCUGGACGGUCUCCAAGAGGACCUGAACAGGAUCCAGAAGAAGCCGUACAUUGAGAAGCCGGACUCGACCGACGAGAUGGUCCACAACCGUGCGGCGCUGGAAGAGUUUGCGAAUAAAUGUUGGGAUAUCUACAAGGCCCGUAAUGACUCGGUUAUUACGGACCUCUUUGCUGGUAUGUACAAGUCGACGUUGGUUUGCCCAGAGUGUAAAAAGGUCAGCAUCAUCUUCGACCCUUUCAACAAUCUCACUCUCCAGCUGCCCAUUGAGAACCUCUGGAGCAAGGAGAUCUUCUACUUCGGGUUGAAUAAAAAACCCGUGAUCGUUGAUAUUGAAAUCGACAAGAACGCCAGCAUCAAGGCGUUGAAGGAAAUGGUGGCCAAAAAGAUGGGGUCCGACCCGCAGCGAUUGAUCAUGUGCGACAUGUACAAGGCCAAGUUCUACAAGAUGUUUGAUAACACGUCGUCUAUUGCCGAUUCGCAAAUCAGCGGAAACGACGACAUUGUCAUGUUCGAGGUAGAGUCGGUACCAACCAACUACAACCCCGACAAGCCCGCGCGGAGCUACUAUUCCUUCGGUCGCUCUAAUCACGAGGAGAUCCCCGGAAUUGAUUCCCCCAAAGCUGAAAGACUGCUCGUACCGGUCUUCAACCGGGUGGUGCGGCCUUCCCGGUCCGGAAACCCCAAAAAUGCCCAGCGCACGCUUUUUGGAGUCCCUUCUUACAUUGUCAUUUCUCGCCAAGAGAACUAUGAUUAUGAUGUGAUUUUCAAGAAGGUUCUUGAACGAGCCGCAACCAUGACAACCCGCGAUAUCCUUAACGAAGAGCCGCAGGAGGCAAACCAGGAAGACUCAGACACCGUUAUCAUGAAUGAGGAUGAUGCGCAGUCGGCUGACUCUAAGAUCAAGACAUCGUCCGUCGAUGGUGAGGACGGCCUGGUUGAUGUGUCUAUGCGGGAUGCCUCCGACCAAUCGGACACACAGCCAUCGCAAGAUUCCAAGAAAUAUUCUUAUCGCAAGUCGGAAAGUUCGAUUCCUUCUCGGUUCCGGGAUCUCUUCACGUUGAAGAUUAUGAAAGGCCAGAAUGAAGUGGUACCGCUGGGUUGGUCAGGGUUAGAUGACGGGAAGGAAUUCCCGAAAAUGGAAUUCCGACGAAAGACCAAGCCCGCCGUGGAAUUGGAGUCUGAAUCUACUGGCGACUCGGGUGCCUCCCAGAAAACUGGAGCCGAUGACGAUUCGGAGCAGGAGAAGAGUGACUCGAGUGGCUCCGAUAGUGCUUCGGAGAGCAUCUCUGGUAACACUGGAAAGCCUGAAGUGCAAAUCGUUCCGUUUGUGCGACCUGGCGAAGGAAUUGUCGUGGAUUGGACGGAAGAAGCCCAUGACGCCCUUUUCACAGGGAACAUCAGGGAUAUUAACCCUGUCCGUGGAGCCGCCACGUGGACGCACGUCGAACAUGUGCCGGACCCGGAGCUCUCCCAACGCCGCAAGCUUCGUCAGACACGUCGAAAGAAGGGUAUCACGUUGUACGAAUGCCUGGACGAGUUCAACAAAGAGGAAAUCCUCUCUGAGAACGAUGCCUGGUACUGUCCUCGGUGUAAGGAGCAUCGCCGAGCUAGUAAGAAAUUCGAGCUCUGGAAGACGCCCGACAUUUUGGUCAUGCACUUGAAGAGAUUCAGCGCUAGCCGUGGUUUCCGGGACAAGCUGGAUGUGUUGGUUGACUUCCCUGUGGAAGGUCUCGAUAUGAGCGGCAGAGUGGAGGCCCCCGAGGAAGGUGAAAGCCUCAUCUACGACCUGUUUGCGGUCGACAACCACUAUGGUGGCCUCGGAGGUGGUCACUACACCGCAUAUGCCAAGAACUUUAUGACAGGGCAGUGGAAUGAGUACAACGAUUCAUCGGUCUCCCGGCCCAUUGAUCCGCAGAGUGUCGUGACCUCAUCCGCCUACCUUCUUUUCUACCGGCGUCGGUCUGACCGCCCAUUGGGAGGUAAAAUCCUGGAGGAGAUCACGGAAUCUUCCACUCGCCCUGCAAGUGAGUCCGAGAGUGAGUCGCGCGGACAGUCCCCUUCGGGGAACGGUCAGCGCCUCGACGGCUCCUCCCGCAAUGGGUCGUCGAGCGCCUUAGCCGGAGUCGGAGCAGCUCACCAACCGGGAGAUGGUGGUUUGCCAACUGGAGCCCAAGCGAAGAACCGGAAUGACGACUCACCACCGGAAUACUCGGACCACCCUUCCUCCGGGGAAAAGCGUCUUGAUGGGGACAAUCGACUGGAAGGUAUGAUCUUUGAUGAUGAACCCGAGUUCGGUUAUGGCGGGCAAUCCGACCCGUUCCGUCUCCACAGCCAACCGCCCUUCUGGUCCUUCGACGCAGACACGGAUGCUCACGGUCAAUCACAGAUGACAACAAUGUUUCCGGGAUCCACCUCUGAUGACGAUGAUCUACUCGAUGACGACGCAAGCAACAAGGCUGUUGGAGACAUGAGUGAUUCUGAGAUGAACCUGAUCUCUUUGGCAGACACCCCAGCUGGCCAUGGAGUGUAUCCUGGAACCCCCAUGGAGGAGGUACCCGUUCCAGGAAUUUCACUUCCGACCCAGACGGAAGGCGACGAUGACGAUGAUGAGCUACCUGUCGUGGAGCUUCGAGUCGACGAAGACUGA